Naegleria fowleri is the source of this 660-nucleotide messenger RNA. RefSeq lists its product as uncharacterized. Gene Ontology annotation, cellular component: endosome. The transcript has 3 exons. The coding region runs from base 1 to 660 and encodes 219 amino acids. The record is from RefSeq and is a predicted model, not a curated record. Gene Ontology annotation, molecular function: GTP binding; GTPase activity. NCBI's taxonomy places the organism in Eukaryota, Heterolobosea, Eutetramitea, Acrasida, Naegleriidae.
AUGAUCGAAAAAGAGUAUGAUUAUUUGUAUAAAAUUGUUGUAAUUGGAGAUUCUGCGGUUGGAAAGAGCUCACUCAUUGUUCGUUUUGCAAAAAAUGAAUUUAAAUUCAACACAAAACCUACCAUCGGAGUGGACUUUGCUUCUAAAGAUAUAACGUACGAUUCAAAAUGUAUUUUAGGACACAUUUGGGAUACAGCUGGACAAGAGAAAUAUCAAGCAACAGCUCCUGCACUCUAUAGAGGAGCCCUAGGAGCAAUGAUUGUCUUUGACAUUAGCAAUAGACAAAGUUUUGAAAAUUUAGAACGAUGGCUCACUCAACUGAAGAAAUAUGGAGAACCAGAUUGUGUAAAUAUUAUUGUUGGAAAUAAGAGUGAUUUACAACAUUUGAGACAAGUCUCUGUUGAAGAAGCCUCUCAAUAUGCCCAAAAACACGGAGCCUAUUAUAUGGAAACUUCUGCAUUGAAUGCAUCAAAUGUAGAGAAGGCCUUUUCUUCAUUAUUGCAAAACAUUUAUUUGAAAAAACCAACACCUAUUGACGUUUAUAAUCCACCACCACAAAACCCAAAUCUUCCAGUGGUUCCAAGUCCCGGAGGCGGUGUUCAGAACCCAAGUUUACCAGAUCCAACACCUGUUCAAUCGUCCUUUCCAUGCCAAUGCUGA